Mercurialis annua (annual mercury) is the source of this 1638-nucleotide messenger RNA. Its product is annotated as elongation factor 1-gamma-like. Gene Ontology annotation, biological process: translational elongation. Gene Ontology annotation, molecular function: glutathione transferase activity; translation elongation factor activity. The transcript has 8 exons. Bases 143 to 1408 code for a protein of 421 amino acids. The record is from RefSeq and is a predicted model, not a curated record. NCBI's taxonomy places the organism in Eukaryota, Viridiplantae, Streptophyta, Magnoliopsida, Malpighiales, Euphorbiaceae.
UUUUCUAUCCAAAUAUAAAAACCCUAAUGCACUUUAAGCUUAUUCCCCUCUUUUCUACAUUAGCUUCCGUCACUCUGUAUCACUGUCUCAGCUCCAAACCCUAAAAAUCUGAAAUUGGAGCUUGACGUUUUUGCGCUAAGCUAUGGCUCUGGUAUUGCACGCUUACAACAAUAACAAAAAUGCUUACAAGGCACUUAUUGCAGCACAAUACUCUGCUGUCAAACUGGAACUCGCUGCCAAUUUUGAGAUGGGCGUCUCUAAUAAGACUCCGGAAUUUCUGAAGAUGAAUCCUAUUGGCAUGGUUCCUGUCCUGGAGACCCCAGACGGCUCUGUAUUUGAGAGCAAUGCUAUUGCUCGUUAUGUUGCUCGCUUGAAGAAUGACAAUCCCCUAUAUGGUUCCUCCUCAAUUGAUUAUGCCCAUAUUGAGCAAUGGAUUGAUUUUUCAUCAUCAGAGAUUGAUGCCAAUAUUCUAGCUUGGAUUAAACCCAGAAUUGGUCGUGCACCGUACCUUCCUCCUGCUGAGGAAGCUACUAUUGCUGCAUUGAAGAGAGCAUUGGGUGCUUUGAACACUUACCUUGCUUCAAACACCUUCUUGGUUGGGCAUUCUAUUACCUUGGCAGACAUAAUCAUGACAUGCAACCUUUAUUUGGGAUUUAAACAUCUCAUGAUUAAGAGCUUUACUUCAGAGUUCCCCCAUGUCGAGAGAUACUUUUGGACAAUGGUUAACCAACCAAACUUCAAAAACGUUAUCGGUGAAGUUACGCAGACUGAAUCAGUUCCUCCCGUUGAGUCUGCGAAGAAGCCUGCCAAAGAAUCUAAACCAAAGCCCAAGGAGGAACCAAAGAAAGAAGCCAAAAAGGAGAAAGUGGCACCAAAGCCUAAAGAAGAUGACGAGGAAGAAGUAGAGGCACCAAAGCCCAAAGCUAAGAAUCCUCUUGAUUCGCUGCCUCCAAGUAAGAUGGUACUGGAUGAGUGGAAGAGGCUUUACUCUAAUACCAAGACCAACUUCCGCGAGGUUGCAAUUAAAGGAUUCUGGGAUAUGUAUGACCCCGAGGGAUAUUCUCUGUGGUUCUGUGACUACAAAUAUGAUGAGGAGAAUACUGUGUCAUAUGUCACUCUAAACAAAGUAGGUGGAUUUCUGCAAAGGAUGGAUUUGGCUCGCAAGUACGCCUUCGGGAAGAUGCUUAUAAUUGGCACAAAUCCUCCUUACAAGGUGAAGGGAUUAUGGCUUUUCCGUGGGCAAGAAGUUCCUCAAUUUAUUAUCGAUGAGUGCUAUGACAUGGAGCUGUUCAACUGGACAAAGGUUGACAUCUCCGAUGAAGCUCAAAAGGAGCGCGCCAGCCAGAUGAUUGAAGAUGCUGAACCUUUCGAUGGAGAGGCACUUUUGGAUGCCAAGUGCUUUAAGUGAAGCAACUAAUUUCUCAUAAGUUAUCUAUAUUUGUUGUGUCCUUUAACUUUUUAAUUUUGUUUUUGUUCCCAUUGGGUAGUGAGCUUUGUAAUCUCUUGUCUUAGACAGAAAAGUUAUAGCAUUUUGUGAUUCGAGUUGUAUAGUAUUACGGUGUUUUGCUUUUAUGCCCAUUAUGUGGUCAUUGACAUGUUUGUCACCAUAAUAUUUGGUAAUAGUAAUUUUUGGCUAAA